AUGAAUAAAGACAACUUAUAUACAGUCUCAAAGUGUUUCUAUACAUCUCUAUUAUCAAAUAUUUUAUUUUUCUAUUGUUUUGUAUCUGAAAUACCACAGCUUCAAUAUAUUCAAGACAAUCUUAUCGAUUGCAUUACUGAAGAGGGCGAACAACCUCUACCUACAUUUUCUUGCGGAAUUCAGAUGAGCAGCAUUGAUUACAUCUUUGCAAGCCCAGAAUUGGCCAAUCUUAAGCACAAAUCUUCUGUAGACUAUAUAAACCCUUCUUGGUUUGACCACUUUUUAGUGUCAACUACCUUGUCUUUGGUAGGAUCCCGCACUGGAAAAGGAAUUUGGCAUGCAAAUCUGCGCUUAGGUCUGUCAGCCCAUUUUUGUCAGUCCCUGUCAGCAACACUACAGGACCUAUUAUCUAGCCUACAUAAUAUCCCUUCAUCUCAAGACCAAUGGGAGAAGCUUAUCCAAAAGAUAGAACAACUCUGUCACAUUCACUCUCAAUGCUCACUCUCUGUCAGGGGUCGAGCUAUGGUGUUGAACUCUCUAAUUCUGUCUAAGAUUUGGCAUGUCCUUCGUGUAACUCCUGUUCUUGCUUCAUUUUUUGACAAGUUGCGCCCAUGCAUAGGACAAUUCCUGCGUCGCGGCAUGUUUCCUAUGAUUAGCUUUUUCAAAAUGUGUUGCCCACGUUUGACGGGUGGUCUAGGUAUUCUUGAGCCACAACUGCAACAAAAAGCUCUCCAGAUGCGAUGGCUACAGCCCAUUUUAGAUCAGCAGUUGACCCAAUCUUUUGUAAGUGCGUUUAAUACUCUCCUAACUACGAUUGAUGCCAUUCCACAGGAUUAUUCUACUAUAACUCCCACUCCAGCUACAUGUCUGGACUUGCCCAUACUUGAUGUCAUACAAUUCUCUGAUCAAUCUAUCUGCCUUAUCAAGGUCUCUUCAGAACGCCUUGGUUCCAGAUACAUUGUUGCCAAACUCUUCCAUAACCUUCAGAAUGCACAGAUCAACCUCUUGUCAUUCUUCUGGUGUACAACACUGCCACCCCUCAAACAUCCUGAAUUUAUUCCCACUCUCCGCCCAGAGCUUGUAAUUGUAUCUCCAUUUGUUACAGCAUUGUGCACUGGUUGCUGGCAUCUCAAAGACUUCCACACCACUCACUUUUGCAAAGUUUGUCAAAUCAAUCCGCCCUUGUCUAACCAUGGCUCAACUCUUACACCGACUCAAUGGAAAGAAAUUUGGGAUUUUCCCAUACAUUACUCUGUACAAAACAUUUGGUACCGUGCACUACAUCAAUCCUUGUCCUGUAGCUCACACCUCCAUCGCAUCGCUCCCACAACCUUUCCGUCUCUGAUGUGCAUCCUAUGCAGCAAUGGCAUUGAUAGCAUAGAGCACUUUCUGUAUCUGUGUCCUCUUAAGUGA
This is a messenger RNA of Phycomyces blakesleeanus NRRL 1555(-), 1413 nucleotides long. RefSeq lists its product as hypothetical. The record is from RefSeq and is a predicted model, not a curated record. The transcript is spliced from 4 exons. Lineage: Eukaryota; Fungi; Mucoromycota; Mucoromycetes; Mucorales; Phycomycetaceae. The coding region runs from base 1 to 1413 and encodes 470 amino acids.